Molecule: messenger RNA, 1399 nt
Organism: Durio zibethinus
Lineage: Eukaryota; Viridiplantae; Streptophyta; Magnoliopsida; Malvales; Malvaceae
Product: putative protein phosphatase 2C 11
Biological process (GO): protein dephosphorylation
Molecular function (GO): cation binding; protein serine/threonine phosphatase activity
Source: RefSeq, a predicted model, not a curated record
CACCUUGAUCAUCUGCUUCUAGGCUCUAAUCUUCUACUUUUAAACGUAAAGUAAAAAAAGGGUUUUCUUUUUCUUUAUUUUUUACGUGUCUUUUUAUGCUAAUAUCAAAUCUGACGAACCCAUUCGACGCCUCCUCCUCCCUUUCUCCGCCACGUGGGGAUGCCCGAGCUGAGGCUCUUGCUUCUUCUUUUCCAUCGGCUGACCCUCCGCAACUCCCUCCUACCAUUGAACCACCACCACCAACACAACUACCGCAGCAACCGCAACAGCCAGACGUUAUGAUAUCCUCUGGGGACCUCGACGCCCUCUUCAGUGGUGGCGGUAUCAGCUUUGUUACUGGAAGUCGAACUGCUAAAUUCAGCUAUGGGUAUUCCAGUUUCAAGGGCAAAAGGCCUUCAAUGGAGGAUUUCUAUGAAACAAGGAUAUCUGAAGUUGAUGAUCAGAUGGUUGCCUUUUUUGGUGUUUUUGAUGGUCAUGGAGGUUCAAGAACUGCGGAAUAUCUUAAAAAAAACCUUUUCAAGAAUUUGAGUGCCCACCCUAAUUUUAUCAAGGACACAAAGACAGCUAUAGUUGAAGCAUUUAAACAAACUGAUGAUGAGUACCUCAAUGAGGCGAAAGGCCAGCAAAAAGAUGCUGGAUCAACUGCAACAACUGUUGUAUUAUUGGGUGACCGGCUGCUUGUUGCAAAUGUUGGUGAUUCUAGAGUUGUUGCCUGUAGAGCUGGAUCAGCUGUACCUCUGUCCACUGAUCACAAGCCUGAUAGAUCUGAUGAACGCCAAAGGAUUGAAGAGGCUGGAGGUUUCAUCAUUUGGGCAGGGACGUGGCGAGUUGGUGGGGUUCUUGCCGUUUCUCGUGCAUUUGGCGAUAAACUACUUAAACCAUAUGUAGUUGCUGAGCCUGAAAUUCAGGAAGAAGAAAUUGAUGGUGUAGAUUUCAUAAUCAUUGCCAGUGAUGGCCUUUGGAAUGUCUUAUCAAAUAAGGAUGCUGUGGCCUUAGUGCAGGACAUAACAGAUGCAGAAGCUGCAGCAAGAAAACUUAUAAAAGAAGCUUAUGCCCGAGGGAGCUCAGACAACAUUACCUGUGUUGUUGUCCGGUUUGACAGCUCGUGAACUUGACGAGGUUUUGCAGAAUAUUAAACAGAACAGAAGCUAGAAAAUAGGGAUUUCCAUGGAUGCAAAUUUUAGCUCCCCUUGGAUAAUUGCUCUAGUUGAUUAGAUCAAGAGUUUUCAAGUCAAAUUGGCUAUAAGUAACAAUGUUGUAUGUGUUUUAAGAUUUGGUUUGUUACAAUUAUGUAGCAAUCAGCUCAUGUAAAAUUAUUGAUCUUGCUUAAGGCAGUUGGAUGUUUAUGAUAUUGAUACAACGCCUACAUAAUUAAAAUGUUUUAGUUGAUUUUUCAUUG